AUGCUUCCGCUGCAUACAGGGCUGCGAAAGCCACUGGUUUGUCUGUUGCUUUGGCGGUGCCUGUUUCUGAUGUGGCGGAUUGCCAUUACGGGUUUCACCGUGGAUGCCCGUCGGCUCUCCGCAACUGUCCGCCAACUCUCGGACACAGUCUCUGUGACGACCAGUUUCACUGUUCAGGUCGCCGACGGCACUGCUGCUGAGGAUCUUUUUGCCACGAUUGCUGGAGCUGCCGACGCUAUCAAGACGGAGACUGACCGUGCUAUGGCUGUCGCUGAUUGGAGUGAUGAAUCGUUGAUUACCGUUGCUCCUACGAUGACGACCCCCGAUGUCGGCACCCCGCUUGUGAUUGAAGACGCAGGCGCUGAUACACCCACCGUCCAUUCCUCUGCCGACUCCACCGCCGACCCCACCGUAACGAUCAUCAUCAGUUCGAUCGCUGUCGUAAUGUGUUGCUGUGUCUGCGGUGCAACGUAUGUGUUGAAGAUGAGGGUCAUGGUCCGUAGACCUGCGAGGGCCCGCCGCCAACCCAGCAGGAGACCGUCGAGCUUGAGAGUGGAAUAUGAAGACGAGGUUCCCAGGAGCAUGGAGUUUUGGUUCGUCCCUGUGGACGAACUCAUGCGUAUGCCAGCGGGCAUGGAGUUGCCAUCUCAUCAGGAGUGGCGCGACAGCGGGCACUUGGUCAAGCGGAGGAUGAAUUUUGACGACGUGAUGUUAGGAAAUUUCGUGGGCAACACGGCAGCAAUCUCUCAUCGUUGGCCCACCGAAGGGCGUUUUGACCCAGAUGGUUCGAAAUUGCGUAAAUUGCAAGCUAUAUUCAAGGAUACCCCGUCAAUCAAGUACGCCUGGAUCGAUUGGGUAUGUGCACCUCAAGGUGAGCGUUCCCAUGCUGAUGAAGCUGAGUUCAACUUGAUUUUGGAGAACGUCGUGCCCUUCAUCUUCCUCGGGUGCACCGUGAUUGUUUUGUACGACCGCAUCUACAAUCAGCGCUUCUGGCCGAAUCUGGAAUGCUGGAUUGCCACUAAGAUGCCGACAGAGGAAGGGUUAGUGCCAGCGAGUCAGGAACGCCUUCGGAUGAAGGUUUACGGUAUGGAAUCAGAAGAAGGCGACACCAAGUCAAUCCAUGAUUUCGUGAUGUCUAAUUGGCAUCAGACUACUGCUGAGGAGGCAAUCGUGUCGUUAUGCGAGGAAGACAUCCUUGCCGCGAAUCCCACUGAUAAGGAUGUCUGUCUUGAAGUCGUUGAAUUUCUGAGCAAGCGGGUUCAACGCUUCUACCCCGCCCAACCUAUGCUCAGUGGCAUGGAGUUUUGGUUCUUUCCAGUUGACAAGUUCUUACAACUACCUUCAAACAGGCCCAUCCCACGUCAUCAGGAGUUGCGUGACUUGGGCGUCUUGGUCAAGCGGCAGAUGAACAUAGAGGACGUGAUUUCGGGAAAGUUCAUGGACUCGGCGGCAAUUUCCCACCGUUGGACAACCCCAGAGCAUCCCGACCCAGAUUGCGCGAAGUUGCGUAAACUUCAAGAGGAAUUGACAGGCUCGUCAAUCAGGUACUUGUGGCUGGAUUGGACAUGCGCCCCUCAGUGGAUGGGUGGCGGGCGCAACGAUGAUGAGGAGAGGGAGUUCAGGCGGACCCUGGAGAACAUCUUGCCUUUCAUCUUCCUCGGUUGCAGGGUGAUCAUCAUGUACGAGCGUAUCUACAACCAAAGGUUUUGGCCGAAUGUUGAGUGCUGGAUCGCCACUAAGAUGCCAACGAAGGAUGGGCUAGUGCCGGCUACCGAUGAUCGCCUUCGUAUACAAGUGCACGGUAUACGCUCGGCAAAUGGAAAGGAUGUGGGGAGCCGAUCUUUCUUGCUGGCGGCAUGGCACUCAAGAAGCGCUUGGGAUGCGAUCGCGACGCUGUCCAAAGACGACAUCCUGGUCACGAAUCUCAAGGACAAAGAGGUCAACCUGAAGGUGGUUGCAUCAUUGGACUCGCAGAUCCGCCGCAUCUACGCGUCGAAGCACACCAAGAACGAGACGACUGAUGAGCCCAAUGCGCCCUCAACAUCCCAGGGCCCGUGGUUGCCCACGCCAGGCCCUUGGCUUCAGACGCCCGAGCCCGAGCCCGAGGGGGCUGCCGUGGCCGUGUGA
Molecule: messenger RNA, 2127 nt
Organism: Prorocentrum cordatum
Lineage: Eukaryota; Dinophyceae; Prorocentrales; Prorocentraceae
Source: the annotation of a GenBank genome assembly